Messenger RNA from Phoenix dactylifera (date palm), 1083 nucleotides. Lineage: Eukaryota; Viridiplantae; Streptophyta; Magnoliopsida; Arecales; Arecaceae. The record is from RefSeq and is a predicted model, not a curated record.
AUGGCAAAAGCAUUAGCUUCACAAUGGCUAGAAACAAAACAUCGUCUAUGUAUUUGGCAUAUGUACCAAAAUGCUGGUAAGAAGCUCAAUGGUGUGUUUGGAAGGUAUAGUAGCUUUGCAAAAGACUUUAGUAGUUGUGUAUAUGACCACGACGAUGAAGAUGAUUUUUUACAUAGACAAUUUGAGAUAAAGGAGAAAUGGGCUUUCGUUUAUGGGAGUAAAAUAUUUUGUGCUGAUAUGUCUACUACUCAGAGAAGCGAGAGUAUGAACAGUAGGUUGGUUGAUGAUAGACGCUUUGAAGAAUUGAGGGCAGAUUUUAAAGCAACUCAAAGUAGACCAACAUUGGAAUAUCCUGUGGAAAUAUUAAAGCAUGCAGCAAGUGUUUAUACUCCUGCAGUAUUUAAGUUGUUUAGUCAUGAAUUAUGGCUCACAUGGGAUUGUGAAUUGCAUAAGGAUGGUGAGAAUGGAUCUGUGGUUUUAUCUAUUCAAAACUUUAAAAGGGUGCCAAAUCAGUAUAUUUUAAAAAGGUGGUCAAAAGAUGCAAAGGAUGGGUCUGCAAUGAAUAUAUGUGUUGGAAAAUAUGACCAAAAUGGAGAUGUGGGAAGCCGUUAUAGAGCAUUGCUUAAAUUGUAUUCUAAUUUGGCAGCAAGAGCUGCGGUGACUAAUGAGUCUUUUGGUAUUGCUUUGGAUGCUCAUGAAAGUACAUUGAAUAAAGUAGAGGCAAGUUUGAAAAAUUUAUCAAUUGAAGAAUCUACUUUUGGGGGCACCCGUUUCAAAUCAAAGGCUCAUCUAUCUAAUGACAGUGUGCAACCUACUAGCUGUGAAGGCAAGAAAAUUAAAGGAAUAAAGCUUAAAGGGAGACAAGCAUGUGGAGGGACAUCUCACAGAAUAAAAGGUGCAUUAGAGAGAGCUACAAGAAAGAGAAAACCUCAAACUCAAGGACCCUCCAAUAUUCAACUGCUCACACAGCAGAACUUUUACGGGGCAAAUUUAAAUACACGUGGUUUUACUGAAACGUUGAAUUUGAUACAGGCACAAUUACCGAAAAUAAGAGAGCAAAGAAAUGAUGAAGAUGCCGGAUAA